CAAGUCAUUCAGUCUUCUGAGCUUACAUUGUUUUUUCACUUAUAGUUCUUAAUUUUUUACGAGACAUUCAAUAUCAAUUAGUUCUGUUCAAGUGAAAAACUUCCAACAGUCCGAGUGCUAAAAUUGCCUCAUUUUUCAGGCCCACUUGGAGCGUGUACACAAAUUUGAUAUUUCCUUAUCAGAACCGAUAAAAAUCUACAUGGCAAAUCGUGGCACUGCUCGUGUCAGCAGCAAAUCGAUUUAUUUCGCGUCCCAGGAAUCAGUGUGGUAUUUUGCCAACGCAACAGCAACUCGUUGGCCAAGCCCGAGUAAACAGGGUGAUAUCACAGUGCGCGGAACAUUGGCGGAAGCUUUCGACGGAGUUGGAUGGUGUGAAUUUUUGGUCCAAUUACGUGCAGCUUUCAUUGUUGCCUGGUCCGGUUGGGGCCCGAACCGUUCGCGGAAGAAAGUGAAGUGAGGUCACUUUUCGUUUGUGGGCACUCUCGCUGUGGACGUUGGUUGCUGUAGCGCGAUAAGACAAAAGUGAGAUUUUGUUCGUUUUGUAGUCGGAUCUCGACACUUGAUUGAGGACCAGCUGCGGAAUUGAGGUAAAGAGUCUGUAGGUACUUUCAUCGGCGGUGGCUGACCACUAAAACGGCCAGGCGAUUAAACUACGGCGACUACAAGCUAGAAGAAAAUCGUCUGCAUAGUAUCUCUGAAAAUGCCUAAAAGAUCCGUGGACACUAAUUGAAGGUUGAAAAAAAACUGUGCUUCAAUGUCAGCGGUGCCGCUGAUUAUGAGACUGUUAACGAAAACAGUAGAAGGGGCUAAAAUUCACUUCCGGCCUGACGGGAGCUAGGUUCCACUUGAAAUCCCCCGAUGACCACUGAUCGGUUUUUUGUUGUUUGUUUCAAACUGUGACAAGGAAGUUUGAUGAUUCCGAAUUUUAUCUGCGAGCGAAACAGACUGUGACAACAUCGGUGGAUUGUGCGUUAUUUUUUUGUGCUACCAUAAAGUUAAAAGUAGUGUUUCAGUCACAUUAGUGGAUCGGAAAGUACGAAGAUCAUACCAAAAAAGUUGCGCUAGUUCGAGUGAUGCUAAUUCAGUGGAAUUGUUAACCAAAAUUGAAUAAAUACUAACUUUGUUGAAAAAAUGUCUACCACAGCCGAUAUGAGUGCCAGCAAUAAUAAUGGUCAUAGCAAUGACAACAAUAAUACAGUCGCGAGUAACACCAACAAUGACGCACAGAGCAUGGAGGUGCAAGUUACCAUUAAGGAUUUACCUAUUACUUUCAAGGUUAAAUAUCUAGGCAGCCAGUAUGCACGAGGUCUUUGGGGCAUCAAACACACGAGGCGGCCGGUGGAUCAUCUAGUCAGCGCUGCAAAAAGUCUUCCUCCGAACAGGAUCCUUCCAUUCUGCAAUCUGACGGUUUCUCUAGAUGGCGUCAAAAUGGAAACGAUAACCUCCAAACUGAGUACACUUACCAACUUCACCAUCGAUACAAUCUCCUAUGGAGUACAAGACCUGGUGUACACUCGAGUUUUCGCCAUGAUUGUGGUUAAAGAAAAUUACAAUUUGAAGGAUGAGAAUCCUUUCGAGGUGCAUGCGUUCGUUUGUGAUAGUCGAGCCAUGGCCCGCAGAUUGACAUUUGCGCUGGCCGCAUCAUUCCAGGAUUAUUCCAAACGAGUAAAGGAAGCGGAAGAGCAGAACGGAGGAGAAACGAAUGGCAAGUCGAUAAGAAAAAAGUUUGCAAUUGAUUUGCGAACCCCGGAGGAGAUUCAACAGGACAUCACCGAACAAGAAACAGAGGCGUGAUUUCAUAUCGUUUGUGAUUUUGUUUGAGUUCCGUGACGUCACAUAAUAGAUGUAGAUUCCGUGAGAAAAAAAACAGUGUUGCGGCUAGUCUUUUUACAUACAACUAAGAUAGAUAAGAAACCGUGGCCUUCAGAUCACAGCCGUGCAUGGCUAAAGAAACGCUGACCUAUCUAUAUACAUAUACCAAAACCGAUUUAACAUACACAAACAAAGAUAGUUUGUAGGCAUAAUUAACAUAUCGUUUUGUUACUGUUUUAGAUUUUGUGAGAGACUUAUUUUAAAGAAACGUUUUUUGAAAAAAAAAUCCAUGGAAAACAUGAGUGGAUGAAUGAAUGAAAAUGCACUUAUACAGAAGCACUACCAGAUAAAUAGAGUUCAGAAAUAAA
Molecule: messenger RNA, 2180 nt
Organism: Malaya genurostris
Lineage: Eukaryota; Metazoa; Arthropoda; Insecta; Diptera; Culicidae
Exons: 5
Coding region: 1132-1794 (220 amino acids)
Source: RefSeq, a predicted model, not a curated record